AUGAAUGAAUUAACACUGUAUUUUAUCAGUUUGGUAACUUUAUUAACUAAUGUUAGAGGUGACAAUGUAUUAGGAUGCGGAGGGUUCCUCAAAAGCCACGUACCGAUCGAUUUUUCGAAAGUAGAGGUUAAGUUGAUUACGAAGCAAGGUAUCGUCAAGGAUAAAACCACCGCUGCCCCGAAUAAUGGGUAUUACUUCGUGCCUCUUUAUGAUAAGGGAGAAAUGCUUCUCGAACUGUCUCCUCCCCCAGGAUGGAGUUUUGAGCCCAAAAAUGUGGCCCUGAACAUCGACGGAGAAACCGAUUUGUGCAGCCAGGGCAAAGAUAUAAACUUUAUAUUCAAAGGAUUCGGGAUUACGGGAAAAAUUGAUAGUUUAGGCUCGCAAGCAACCGAUGCAGGUCCCGAGGGUGUAACGAUAAAAUUAGAAUCCGACGAUGAUAUUAGAACGACAAUCAGUGAUAAGGAUGGCAACUUUUUCUUCACGCCUGUAUAUCCGAAGAAAUACAAAGUCUCCAUUACGCACCCUAAAUGGAAAAUUUUUAAAAAUUCUGUAGAAGUAGUUGUUACCGAAGGUAAUACAGAGUUACCAAAGAACAGCCUUGUUAUACAAGGUUUCGAUGUAUCGGGUCAAGUUAAGAGCGAAGGUGAAUCAGUCAAGGAUACAAUUGUAGCGCUUUUAUCGCCAGAGAAAAAAAGCGUACCUUCAAUUCCAAAUUGCAGCAAGGAACCGUUGAAAGGCUUGAAUGUAAAAGGCAACAUCUUGUGCCAAGUAAAAACUGAUGAAUUCGGUAAAUUUACGUUCGAAACUCUCCCCAACGGGCAAUAUUACGCAUUAUUAUACUACAAAACCCAAAACAUUUAUUACAAACCUGAGAAGAUCGAAUUUACUGUUAACAAUAAAGACUUGGAAUUAAAGGAACAUUUCGAGAUAAUCGGAUUUAGCAUAGCAGGAAAGGUACUGAAACAAAAAGGCGUACCGCUCAAAAACGCCAAAGUGUUCCUAAACGAAGAAGAGAUCACCGAAACGGAUUCGAACGGGCGGUAUACUUUAGAAAAAAUAAAAGCCGGGACUUACAAACUCAAAGCAGAAUCGGAAAACCUGCAAUUCGACGAAAUCAGCAUCCCCAUCGAUACAUCCCUGCCCGAGUUACCGGACAUCUUUCCAUCGGCGUUUAAAAUUUGCGGCAGCGUCACCAGCGAUCGUCCCCAGCAAAUAAACUUCGUCAAAGUGGGCAGCACGAAGCUACUCCAGACGUUGUCGUCGGCCAUCGACGGCACUUUCUGCGAAUAUUUAUCGCCGGGGAAAUACGAAGUGCAGGUGAUAGUUGGCAGUUCUGAUAAAGAGAAAGGUUUACAGUUUUAUCCGUUGGUACAAACGAUUGAGGUGAAUUCGGAGAGCCUGCCGAACGUUGUGUUUUCCCAGUUGAAAUCGACUAUUUCUGGAAAAGUGAUGUGUUUGGUACCGAAAGACUGCGAGGAUCUGACUGUUGCAUUAAAAGGCGGAGCUGAUAAUGAGUUUAUAGUUAAAGUUAAAAGCGGUUCUUAUUCGUUAAGCGAUAUGUAUCCAGGGACUUAUGAAAUUAGAAUAUUAUCAAGUAAAUUUUGUUGGGAAAGCAAUGUGCAGAAUUUGAUAGUUGAUAGCGAGAUUGUUGAAGCGCCGCCGUUUAUUCAAAAAGGGUACACAGUCGUAUUCAUUUCGUCUCAUAAUACACAGGUUACCUUCAAACAACCCGGCCAAGACAAACCGACCCUCUUCGACAUCGCCAAAGGCCGCUCGAACUUCUGCCUGCAGCAAUCCGGCGACUAUCUAUUCACCAUCCAGGGUUGCCACAGUUACCACGAACAGACCGUCCAAUACACCACCAACGCCGAUGUCAACGAAAUAAUACUCACGGCCAAGAAGCACUCGCUCAAGCUCGGCAUCCAAGCGGACUCCGACUUCGGCGACGUACAAGUUUCGGUGAAAAUCGGAACAUCGAAAAGCGAGGAGGUACUCAGAUAUAUGAACAAUGUGUAUGAGCUCGAAAUUUCGUUGGAACCGUCCGAAAACGCCGUGCUGGUGCCCCAAUCGGAUGUGCUCUUCUUCACGCCGCCCAUCCUCUCGGUGGAAGGCGGCGACGAUUGCGCCGAUCUGGGCGCCAAGUUCGUCGCCGUGAAGGGGCAGCUGUUCGAAGGGAAGGUCGUGCCGGCGUUGGCAGGCGUGACGGUGACGGUGGAAAGCGCCGACGCCGAGAAGCUGGUCAUGGAGACCGAUCGGAACGGCGCGUUCAAAUUUCCGCCGUUGGACGGCAGGAAGGGGUACAAAAUCAGCGCCGUCAAGGAGUCGUACGUUCUGACGGGGCCGGAUCAGGACGGCAACUUUUUGGCGCACAAAUUGGCCGAGGUUAUUGUCGAAGUUAUCGAUGCGGACAAUAAUCCGUUGGCUGGAGUAUUGCUAUCUCUGUCCGGUGGUGACGGGUACCGCAAAAACUUGCAAAGCAGAGAGGACGGUAAAAUUCUGUUCACAUCGUUGAGCCCCAGCGAAUACUUCUUGCGUCCUAUGAUGAAAGAAUACCAAUUCGAACCGGCUUCCAAAAUAAUUCCAGUCAAAGAAGGAGAAACUGUCAACGUGCAUUUGAGGGCGAAACGGGUAGCUUACAGCGCCUACGGGCAAGUGAUGUCGUUGAACGGUGAGCCCGAAGUCGAUAUGAUAAUAGUCGCUCAAGGCGUCGGAAACUGCAGCGAAUAUUCCGAAGAGACCACUUGCGAAUCUUCGGGGCACUUCAGAAUAAGAGGAUUGCAUCCGUAUUGUUCGUACAAAGUAACCGUGAAAGAUGGACAAAACGAUAAUGUUGUAGUCGAACGAUCGGCGCCCGAAUUCGUUGAAAUUAACAGCGUAACCAGCGACACGACCGGCCUCAAACUAGUCGUCUUUCGGCCAGCCACCCACAUGGAUAUACUCGUCAAAAUCCACGCAGACAACGUCGAACACUACAAAUCCCUCAAAGUGAAGCUAACCAGAGAGCUCGGCUCGCCCGCCGUCCUCCACACGGCCAAAAUCGACGCCUCCUCCCUCAAAAUCACCAACCCCAUCAACCCGGGGCUGCUGCUCCACCUGCCGCCCGUCCCCGUCGACGGCAAGCCCUACUCCCUGCAGCUCGAGUCCGGCCUGCAGGCCGCCAAGCAGCAGGUCCACUUCUUCGCCGCCGACGAGUCGUUCAAGUACUUCGAGUUCGAGUUCCGGCCGAAGGACGGCGCGUCGGAGCAGCGCAUCAAGCAGACAUCGCCGUGGAGCCUGGUGUUCAUCUUCGCUAUCUUGGUGGGCGCCUACAACGUCGAGCUGGUGGCGAACUUCCUCAGCGACCGGUUCAAUUUCAACGCGAGCUCGCUGGCUAGUUUGGUGUCGAUGCCCGGCGCGGGCGCCAAGCCGGCGCCGGAUUAUUUCGAUGACGCGCACAUCGAUCAGAUCGUGCAGAGUAUUAACAAUGCCAAGAAGAAGCCGAAGCCUAAGAAGCUGAAGAUUUGA
Phyllotreta striolata is the source of this 3504-nucleotide messenger RNA. NCBI's taxonomy places the organism in Eukaryota, Metazoa, Arthropoda, Insecta, Coleoptera, Chrysomelidae. The record is from the annotation of a GenBank genome assembly.